UGGAGCUUGCAGAAAGCUUCAGAGAGUUCAACUCCUUAUAAUCUUCAACUCCAAAGUAACCUAUCCGAGGUUGGAUUCAUUUCUAGGAUUCCAUCAAGGCGUCUUUCAACAAGGCUACAACUAAUUCCUACCAUCUGAUAACCAAGUUCGCCAUAAUUAAAUCUACUUCUACAAGAUCGGAUUCCGAAGAUACCUAUUUUUACAGAUUGCGAAUUGAUCUCGCAAAUAUGUCCGGUCAAUUUGCGAUUCCUGGCCUGACAACUUUGUCAGCGCCGGACGCAACUCAUGUCAAGACUGAAACGCAGCCUAUGACUUCUCAGCCUUCCACAGAAAUGGAAAUUGACACUCAAGCUCCAUCGAAAGGCAUAAAUCCUUCUGAGCACGUCGAAGUGAAAAAGGAACCCCAGGAAACCAAUGGUGGAGUUAAUGAUGUGCCUAGUCCUCCUUCCCUAACUUCGGCGUUGGAGGCUAUGCUUGGCGGUCUAGAUGUUCCGGAAACCCAAUCCAGCGGCGUGGAGCAGAACGGGCAGCCAGGCGAACAAGAAAACCAAGGCGACCCCGAAUGGGAAGAAGACUCAUCUCCUUACGAGUCUUCAUCCGAAUCUAGCAGCUCAGAUGAUUCGGACGACGAUUCCGAAGAUGGAAAUGAAUUACUUGGCCCUGAGGAGACGGCCCGCAUUUUAAUGGAAAUGGAAGGAGGUUCGGAUGACGAGGGAGAAGGAAAGGCAAAAGGGAGCGGCACUGGGGUUCAAGUCCGAACUAAGCAUGAAAUGCCCGAAGAAGUGGUUCCUAAGCCCGACGUCACCAUAACUCCUGAGAUGGAUAUUACCGAGCUUGGGAUAGUCGAACACAUCGUCCAAAAUACAGUCGUAGUCAAAGCGCAUACGACGGGCGAGUAUCAAGUUAUCGAUACCGGUUCUGUGCUCUGCAAAGAAGAUCGUACUGUCAUUGCAGCAGUCGCAGACUUGAUCGGCAACGUUAGACAACCACGUUACACGGCGAGGUUCACGAACGAGGAAGAAAUUAAAUCGUUUGGUCUGGAGUUAGGGACUAAGGUGUUUUAUCCACCUUCGCAUGCAUCGUAUGUUUUCACACAAGCGCUCCGGGAACAGAAAGGCACGGACGCGAGCAAUUGGCACGAUGAAGAGGCAGGGGACGAUGAGAUGGAAUUUUCAGAUGACGAAAAGGAGGCAGAGUAUAAGAGACAACAAAAAGCUAAGAAGAAGGGUGGCCGUGGUGGUAAGGGCGGCCCAGGAGGCCGAGGAGGUCACAGCGAGACUCCAUCGCUCCCCGCAGAUGGCAGCCUGCCAUACGAUGACGAUGAGGACGAUGGCCCUUACCGAAAGCUAUCAAGGCCGUCAAGCUUCGCGCAAGGUCAACCAGCACCUUCAGAACCCGAAUACGCAAAUGGCUAUCAAAAUGGCCACGCGGGUAACAACUCAUUCCGAGGUGGUAGAGGCAGGGGCCAACGAGGUUUCGGACGUGGUCGGGGUGGACGUGGUGGUCGCGGAGAUUCACGAGGCGGCUAUUCUUUACCACCUAGGCCCCCUCGAGGACAAGACCAUCAAUCUCAACCUCAACAAUACAAUUACCCAGCCCCACCACCGCCUCCAGCCAAUGCGACGUAUCCGCAGCAGCCGCUACAGUUCUACGGUGGUGCAAAUGGCCAACAACCUCCUGCACAGUUCCCAUUCGCAUGGCCACAGAACACAGCACAAGGCUUCGUUCCACCUCCACCUCCACCGCCCCAAUUUAAUAGUCAACAGAAUGGAGCAAACCCCUUCUACAGCCCUGAACUUUUAGCUGCCAUACAAAGCCAGAUGCAGGCACAGUAUAACCAGCAGCAGAAUGGUCAGUGGCCCGGACAUGGCGGUGCCGGAUAGAAUCUCAACACUGUCAUGGACGU
This is a messenger RNA of Hypoxylon trugodes, 1906 nucleotides long. Its product is annotated as NAF1-domain-containing protein. Gene Ontology annotation, cellular component: sno(s)RNA-containing ribonucleoprotein complex. Lineage: Eukaryota; Fungi; Ascomycota; Sordariomycetes; Xylariales; Hypoxylaceae. Gene Ontology annotation, biological process: box H/ACA snoRNP assembly; ribosome biogenesis; pseudouridine synthesis. The record is from RefSeq and is a predicted model, not a curated record. Gene Ontology annotation, molecular function: RNA binding. Bases 228 to 1883 code for a protein of 551 amino acids. The transcript is spliced from 2 exons.